Papaver somniferum (opium poppy) is the source of this 1450-nucleotide messenger RNA. RefSeq names its product putative HVA22-like protein g. Bases 348 to 1265 code for a protein of 305 amino acids. The transcript has 7 exons. The record is from RefSeq and is a predicted model, not a curated record. NCBI's taxonomy places the organism in Eukaryota, Viridiplantae, Streptophyta, Magnoliopsida, Ranunculales, Papaveraceae.
AUCCUUUCAAAGACAAAAUUCAAAACGAUAUCUCACUCAACUUUCUCUCUCGUCUCUGCCUCCUCUGGUCUCUACGUAGCGUUUCGGCCGCGAUGCUUGGGCGAAUAAUCGCGACUCUUGAGAUUAAACAGUCUAUAUAAAUCAAUCGGAUUCUAGUUGAAGUUUUAUGUGAGAUUUUUGUUGUCUUGUUUGGAAUUGGAAAUUCGCGGAAUUUGGUUUUAUUCUUUUGAUUCUUGUUUCAUCAUUUGUGGAUAAGAAAAGAAUCACAAUCAUCAAAAGGUUCUUUUGUUUUUAGGAGUUUGAGAAGUGUUAGUUGAUCCUGUGCUGUUUCAUGUAAAGAUUUCAAAAUGAUAGGAUCAUUUCUUACCAGAGGGCUCGUAAUGGUUUUCGGUUAUGCAUAUCCAGCUUAUGAGUGCUUUAAAACUGUAGAAAAGAACAAACCAGAGAUUGAGCAACUCCGAUUUUGGUGCCAAUACUGGAUUUUAGUUGCAAUGCUUACUGUUUUUGAAAGGGUAGGAGACACUUUUGUUUCAUGGGUGCCAAUGUACAGCGAAGCCAAGCUGGCCUUCUUCAUAUACUUGUGGUAUCCUAAAACAAUGGGAACAACAUACGUCUAUGAUUCUUUUUUCCGCCCAUACAUCGCAAAGCAUGAACCAGAAAUUGAUCGUAACCUAUUGGAGCUAAAAACUAGGGCUGGAGACAUGGCAAUUCUUUAUUGGCAAAGGGCUGCAACCUAUGGUCAGACGAGGGUUUUUGAGAUUUUGCAGUACGUAGCUUCACAGUCAACCUCUAGACCUCGUCCAUCUCAGCAACAGCAGGGUGUAGAGGCUCGCCAACCUCCUGCUAAUGUCAGACCUCGUCCAGCAGCUCCCCCUACUGCACAACCGCCGUCACGUACUUCCAGCACAGGUACGACUCAACCACCAACACGCACUGCUAGUACAGGCACAACUGAAGAGCAACAGGAGCCAGCUCAAGAGACAGUUGUUUCUCAUCCAAAACCUCCAGCACCCUCAGUAACUGCAGCAGUUGUAGCAGCAGCAGUCAGUGCACAAACAACAGUUGCUGCGCUACUUGCCAGUGAGACUGGUCUUCCUUCCAGUAUUACUAAACCUUCAAAUGUUGAAGCAGAAACGAGUAAGAAAGAACCAGCUCCAGCUGCAGCAGAUGAAAAUGCAAACCAACCACAGCAAGAUACAGUCAUGAAUGAAGCUAUUCGGAUGACACGCGGCAGGUUGAGGAAAACCCGAUCUGGAGACCGUUAAUUAAUUUUGUUCCUCGCCUACACCAGUUUGCUUUUAUGUCUAAUCGUUAGUUGUAGAACCAAAAUGUAAUUUAGAGAAGUAGAGACGAGAAACAAGAUAAAUGGAUAAGAUUGGUAACAAGUUGAUGUUGGUGAUGUAAAUUUCCUUUCCUUUAUUCCUUCAAUUCCUUGGCUGGUUUUAUGGUU